AUGCCUGGUGUUGCAGUAGUGAUUGCUAACUAUUCCAUAUUAUUCGAAGUAUUCUUCUUCAAUAUCGUCGGCUGUUUCGGCAAUGUUCAACUGCUUUGGACAACUUAUAGGAAGAAGUCUACACAUACCAAACCCGGUAUUCUCCUAGCAAUAAAUGCUUUCUACCACAUAAUUUGUCUGAUUGGUGAACUGGUAAACGCAGCAUUCAUUAUUCGUGUGCCUUGGAUAAGACAAGCUCGAUAUCCUGAGGACAAAUCUAUGUCGGCGGUAUCGGAAAUGCUCUUCAACGCCAUACCUCACGGUUUUUAUUUCGGUUGGAACGGCCUAUGCUCUUCUGGUUUCAAUAUGGGGUUUUGUUGCUCAGAAUAG
Molecule: messenger RNA, 369 nt
Organism: Cooperia oncophora
Lineage: Eukaryota; Metazoa; Nematoda; Chromadorea; Rhabditida; Trichostrongylidae
Source: the annotation of a GenBank genome assembly